AUGGCAGACACGGAGCCCAGCCUCGUCGCCAGCGCCCUCGGCACCGCCGCCUACGCCUUCACAAAAGUGCAACCCCUCCUCCCCGUCUACGCCCACAUGAUCCUCGCCUCCCUCUUCCCCAUCUACGCCGCCGCCCACGCCUCGCUCACCCGCCCCUCCACCGCCGCGAAGCCCUCCAAGAAAAACCGGAAAGACCGCGCACGCGCCGCCGCCGAAGAUGAAGACAGCGACUCUGAAGACGAGGACGAGGAUGAGGAGCCGGAGAACGAGAUGGAAGGACUCUCACCGAGACAUAUCAUCUUGUUCCCGCUUUUCGCGGGGAUUUCGCUGGCGACGCUGUAUUUUUUGCUGAAGUGGCUCAAGGACCCGAGUAUACUGAGUAAAGCGCUUAAUGCGUAUUUUGCUGUCUUUGGGUUCUUUGCGGUUACGAAGUUGGUUAGCGAUGUGCUGGAUAUUGGGCAUUCGAUUAUAUUUCCAAGGAGACAUGUGCUCGGGGGCGCGCUGUACCAUGUCGACGGCAAGGCAGGGAGGGCUGUGCCUGUCGCGGGAGAUGUCAAGAACGGCAAGGUUAUCACAACUCCGCUGCCUGGUUUCCUCGCGAGGAUGCCGCUGGGAGACGGCGCGAAGGAAUGGCUCUGGGCUGACCGCGCGAUGCCCUCCAAUAAGUGGACACUGAAGCUGUAUCUCGAGCGCGCGCUGGCGGGCAAAGCUCGAGUAGGCGCGCACACGCUUGUUGGUGCCGUGGUAGCGCUGGCUACGCUCGUCUACUUCAACCUCGUGGAUAAAACAUGGUACCUGACGAACCUGCUGGGUUUCAGUUUCGCGUAUGGCAGUAUCCAAGUCAUCAGUCCGACGACAUUUGCGACAGGGAGUGCGAUACUCGUGGGGCUGUUCUUCUACGACAUCUACAUGGUGUUUUUCACGUACGUACUCUCCUCUCCCCUCCUUCACCCGCUUGCACAGGACACUGCUAACACCACUUCUUCCAGUCCUCUCAUGGUAACAGUAGCAUCCUCCCUCGACGUCCCCAUCAAACUCAUGUUCCCCAAACCCGGCACCGCCACCACGCCCUCGGGCAAGAACGCCGCUGCCAUGCUCGGUCUAGGCGACAUCAUCAUCCCUGGACUCAUGAUCGGCCUUGCACUGCGCUUCGAUCUCUACCUCUUCUACCUCCGCCGCCAGAAACGCGUCCCCGCAACAACUGAAGGAGCCGAGGACACGGUUGUAAAGGCGGAGUUUACACCCCUGGCAGGCCGCUGGAGCGACCAUUUCUGGACGCAUUCACUCAUGGGACGCCCGCUGUGGAAGUCUGCCGCACCCUUAGAAAACGGGAAAGAGGAAGCGCCGUUCACUUUUCCGAAAACGUAUUUCAAUGCCUCGCUAGUGGGCUAUGUAGGCGGUCUGGUCGCUACGUUCGCCGCGCUACAUCUCAUGAAUCACGCGCAACCUGCUCUUCUCUGGCUCGUCCCAGGCGUGCUGCUCAGUCUCUGGGCGACUGCGCUUGUAAGGGGUGAAAUCGCGCUGAUGUGGCACUACAGCGAGGAGAUUGUGGAAGAAGCGACGGAGGCGGGUAAGGAAGCGACGAAGAGGACGGGGCAGCUGUUCAAGGAGGAAGAUGUCAAUGCUGUUAGAAAACCGGCGACGGGGAAGUCGAGGAGGCCCGAGAGGGAGGUUUUUUCCUUUUCUAUUGAGGGGCCAAGGAAGGUUGGUCCGACGGCUGGAGCGAAGAUGGAGGGAAAGAAUGAGGGGAGUGAAGCAGGAAACGGUACGACUGUCCCCACGACUGUGAAGAGUCAGGUUUGGACUGGUUCUGAAGCGCAUAGUUCGGCGAGGGAAGAGGGCGGUGUUGAACCUGCUGGAAAGCGGCUUCGGGUUAGGUAG
Molecule: messenger RNA, 1881 nt
Organism: Alternaria hordeiaustralica
Lineage: Eukaryota; Fungi; Ascomycota; Dothideomycetes; Pleosporales; Pleosporaceae
Exons: 1
Coding region: 1-1881 (626 amino acids)
Biological process (GO): membrane protein proteolysis
Cellular component (GO): membrane; lumenal side of endoplasmic reticulum membrane; cytoplasmic side of endoplasmic reticulum membrane
Molecular function (GO): aspartic endopeptidase activity, intramembrane cleaving
Source: RefSeq, a predicted model, not a curated record